Molecule: messenger RNA, 948 nt
Organism: Porites evermanni
Lineage: Eukaryota; Metazoa; Cnidaria; Anthozoa; Scleractinia; Poritidae
Source: the annotation of a GenBank genome assembly
AUGCAUCUUAUUUCAAGUUUGUUAUGCUUUGCUUUGGGGGCUAUACUUAUCAAUUCUGCGCCAUUUGAUCAAAAACUCAAGACUGGCUCACAAGAGGUGAAAGACCUCUCAGAAAUAUCAGCUGUUCGACAAAACAGUCCGAUUCUUUCACUGACUACCUUCCGUGAUGUCAUCAAAGGUCACAGCCAUGGCUUCUGUUUCAGGCGUUUAGCUCUUUCAUUAGGUUAGUUUCAUAAGAAUACUUUGUAUAAAAACUUUUACUUAAUCGCCUCAGUAUCUAGCCUCCCACGCAGGCGCAGGCGUUUUUAGGGGAGCUCGUUUUUCAUCCUUCCUUGGGGAAGGAUGAAAAACGAGCUCCCCAAAAAACGCCUGCGUGGGAGGCUACUCAGUAUCAUGUAUCAUGUAUCAUUCUUUUUGGAGGCGGAGCUGGGGCUUUCUGGAAGAAAAAACAGCCUGUACACGUGCAGUUAAUGGUAUUCUGGUCCACUAGGGACCAAGCAGUUUAGAUCGUGCUACUAGAGAACACUCGUAACGAACGUAACUCCUGUCUAAUGUAAAUAAGUGUGGCAGCACAGAUUCUGUUUUAUGUUUGCAAAUCAGUAUACCGUCCCCCUCUUUGUGUUCAAUGUUAUUCACAGAAACUGUUUCUUUACGUUAGCUCCAGACACGCCAAGUGGCUUCAAGGGAUGGAUCAGGAAGUACCAUUCGGGAUUCUUAGCAGUACACCAAAAGUUGUAUCACUUCUUCAGAUGUAGUCCAAACCAAACUUUAAGGAAACUCAAAAGAGCCAAGCGCUCACCCCAACGCCGACCACCCCUACCCCGGCCAUGUAUCAAUGACACGCUUCCUAAUAACGCUGAAGACGACGUACAGGAACGAAAUCCUCUUUGCAUACAAGAGGAAGAAGACGUGGAAUUUGGCAGCACCACCGAUGGAAGUGGAGACUAG